AUGAUGCAGGGUCAAUUAUCAGAUGGUACUGUAAUUGCUGUAAAGCAACUUUCUUCCAAGUCUAAACAAGGGAACCUCGAAUUUGUGACUGAAAUAGGAAUGAUAUCUGCUUUGCAACAUCCUAAUCUUAUGAAGCUGUAUGGGUUCUGUGUUGAAGGAAAUCAUUUAAUGCUUAUCUACGAAUUCAUGGCAAACAACUGUGUAUCACGAGCUCUUUUCAAUAAGCUCAGCUCUAUUCAACGAACAAGUGCAAGAAAAGAUUCAGCAAGCAAGAUAAAGUUAGACUGGCCAACAAGAAGGAAAAUUUGCCUAGACGUAGCCCGAGGUCUGGCCUACCUCCAUGAAGAGUCAAGACUGAAAAUUGUCCACAGAGACAUCAAGACUAGCAAUAUUUUGCUUGACAAGGACCUCAAUGCUAAAAUCUCUGAUUUUGGCCUGGCGAAGCUAAAUGAGGACGAUUGUAGUCACAUUGGCACCCGGAUUGCCUGA
Coffea arabica (coffee) is the source of this 489-nucleotide messenger RNA. The record is from RefSeq and is a predicted model, not a curated record. Lineage: Eukaryota; Viridiplantae; Streptophyta; Magnoliopsida; Gentianales; Rubiaceae.